UGCACUCCACGACCGCGGUGUCCGGACCUGGGCCAGGAGAGGAAGCCGGAGUAGGCAUGCAGCGUCCAGGUCUGCAAGGGCAUACCAAGGAUACGCGGAUAAUGGAUACUCGUUGCCAUCAUAAUGCUCUGACGUCCUUCAACGAACAAUGGAGGCAGUCAUCUCCUCUUCUGGUGAUGUUUCUGUCCCUUGCUCUGCUCCAGAGUGAGCAUCUGAUGUCCAUCCUCUCAAAUGUUUUUAUAUUUUCAAAAGACUCCCCAUGCAGUAAUAAUAACUUGCAAUCAAUCGAAAAGAUUAAUAGUUUUGCCCUUGCCCCUGAAAUCUCAGAACCGAAAGCAGCACAGCAGGAAAACGACAUAAACACGUGGGAAAACCGCGAGACGGUUGCAACGUCCACCACGCCACCGCGUGCGUCACGAGGUCGCUACCCCGACCGCGUCCACGAAUGUUCUGGUCUCCUCCAGCGCUAGAAACCGACUUGCCCAAAACUUGCUCCAUGUCCAUGACCAUGCUCCGCCGUAUAUAAGCCGGGUCGCGUCCCCUCCCUCCCUUCACCAAUCCGAGCAAGCAAGCAAGCAAAGCCAAUUGAUUGAUUCAAGCAAAGUCAUACAGGGUGCGUGCAAGAAAAAGCAUCGGCCACCGGAGCUGCACAAGGUGUUAGCCUUCUCCAUCGAGCAUCGAGCAUGGACAAGGUGCUGGCCUUCUCCAUCCUCAGCGCGUCGCCGGCCGACAUCGCCGCCGGCGCCGGCUCCGGCACCAGCCGGGCUCGGUUCUCAUGGAAGGGGAGGAAGCUGCGGGACGAGGACCAGGGCGCCAGAGCAGGGCAAGAGGGGAAGAAGCAGGGCGGGCCGCCGACGGAGGCGGAGCAGCAGCCGGGCAAGGGGAAGUCGCCGACGUUGCGGCUGCCGCGGCUCGCGCCGGAGUUCGACGGGAUCGACUGCUUCGAGACCAUCGUGUGCCACUGAUCAAUCAGUGAGUGAAUCACGAGCUGCUCCUGGUCCAGCCGCGCGUGCGUGCGAGACUAGCUCUUUCUUAGUCCGAUCACCGUACGAUCGGCGUGUUCGUUUGUUGUGCUUCUGACUGAAGCCCCGUGUUGUACAGAGUACAGAGCGAGCAAGAAACCAGUUUUCGCCGUGAUUA
Hordeum vulgare subsp. vulgare (domesticated barley) is the source of this 1140-nucleotide messenger RNA. RefSeq lists its product as uncharacterized. The record is from RefSeq and is a predicted model, not a curated record. The transcript has 2 exons. The coding region runs from base 684 to 965 and encodes 93 amino acids. NCBI's taxonomy places the organism in Eukaryota, Viridiplantae, Streptophyta, Magnoliopsida, Poales, Poaceae.